Rotaria sp. Silwood2 is the source of this 349-nucleotide messenger RNA. The record is from the annotation of a GenBank genome assembly. Lineage: Eukaryota; Metazoa; Rotifera; Eurotatoria; Philodinida; Philodinidae.
GUAACUGCGAAAUUUUGAUCGUAACUGUGCGCAACUACGACACAUUGAUCGCAGUAAAAAAUCCAUGUGUUCGACUGCGAUGCAGUUACGCGUAGCUGCGUCGCAAUUUUCCGCAAUUACGGGUCACAGUGCGAUCGCAGUUACGCGUAACUGCGUCACAGAUUGAUCGCAGUCGAACAUAUGGGAAGGUAAUGAAAUAUAUUAUAUCUAUUCAUUGUUAACAAUUUCGAAUUUCGUAGAAUUAGCAGAUGCAUUGCAUCAAUUGGCGGUAACUCAAGGUGCCGUCAGUGAGAUCGAAUUGGAUGAUCCACGUGUCGGUGAUGCUUGGCUCGAUUUUGUUAUUGGGUAA